AUGAAUCAAACAAGUUCUGAAGAUAUACAAUCCAACGCUCAAAUGUUCAGAAAAUCAAUGAAUGAAAUUCGAUGGGGUCGUUGUGAGGAGUGCAAGACGACGUUUCUUGAUAUUCCAGCUAAAUGGAUUUGUAACUUUUGUGAAAAAGACAAAAAUCAACAUCCAGGAGGAGUUUUGUUGUUUAGUGAAGCAAAUAACAUGGAUCCUGGAGACGAGCCAGACAAGUUGUCUCGAUUGAGUGAUCUCGAGAAGCUCUUGAUUGCUCGUGUUCACCCGAUGAUAUCCGUGUAUAGAGUUAAAGGACAACAGUACAAGUACGGAGGAAAUGUGAUCAACUUUGUACGUGAUGUGAAUGAAAUUUCAAAGGUUCUUCCGCAUAAACCAAGUGAUUUGGAUGCAAUUUUAAUUGUGAAUAAGACUGAUAUAGAAAUCAAUGAAGCUAAUAUUGAUGGUUUGCCUGAAGAUGAUGUCUCUGAUGACCUUCCGUGUAUGAAUAAAGAUGAUGAUAAGUUGCAACAACACGACGACGAUCACAAUGGGCCUCCAGAAUUGCAAGAACAAGGUGUUCUCCAUGUUGAUGAUUUUCAAACAGCAGGUACAAUUGGUGCAUUUGUACAACCCGAUCAGCGGAAGUGUAUCAUGAGAGCUUUGGAAAGAGUUGAAGCUGAUAAGACUAAUGUGGAUCUUCCUUUCACGGGUGAAGUUGUAUAUGAGUUUACGAAAGUAGGUUAUAUUACUAUGGCCUUUCCGACUCUUUUCUCGUAUGGUAGGGUGGAUUUGAGAGAGUACAGACCUCGAAAGAUUGGUGAACGUCAGUAUUUUCAAUACAUGAUGAGAUAUCACGAUGGACGUUUUUCCCGAGAUUCCAGGUUUCGUUAUUUUUCACUCAACUCAUCAACCAAGUGGCACGCCUUAUCUUUAGGGUAUGUGUAUGUGAAGCUUAAUCCAACAGAUGGUAAACUGUCAAUCGAAUAUAUUCGAGACAUAGUUACAUCCAGCGACAUACAGUUAUUGUCGCGUGUUUCUUACUAUGCAAAGCAGAUACGAGGUAUGAGGGCUUAUUGGUACAGUAGAUUGAAAGAACUCAUAGAAAUGGUCAAGCAGUUGGGUUCACCAACUAUAUUUUUCACUCUUAGUGCCGCGGAUUUGCAAUGGCCUGAACUCUAUGCCAUUCUUGAUCCGGAAAACAGAUUGGGAAGUCUGGAUCCCAUGGAAAGAAGGCGAGAAAGGUGA
Papaver somniferum (opium poppy) is the source of this 1233-nucleotide messenger RNA. RefSeq lists its product as uncharacterized. The transcript has 3 exons. The record is from RefSeq and is a predicted model, not a curated record. Bases 1 to 1233 code for a protein of 410 amino acids. Lineage: Eukaryota; Viridiplantae; Streptophyta; Magnoliopsida; Ranunculales; Papaveraceae.